AUGGCGCCAGAUAGGGGGACAGUCCUCUCCAGGGGGAAGACCUCUAGAACAUGGGAAGCUCUCAACCCUCCGCUAUCACCAUGGAUCCUCGAAGCAAUGUCAGCCAUGAAUUUCACCCGCAUGACCCCAGUCCAAGCCUCGACCAUCCCCCUCUUCAUGGCCUACAAAGACGUCGUGGUCGAAGCUGUCACGGGUAGUGGAAAGACGUUGGCAUACCUCAUACCAGUAGUGGAAAAGUUGUUGAGACUGGAAGAGCCGAUCAAGAGACACCAUGUUGGUGCUGUCAUCAUCUCUCCCACCAGAGAAUUGGCCACACAAAUAUACAACGUUCUGGUUUCACUGCUGAGGUUUCACCCCCCUUCCGCCGCGGGGCUCGAACCAUUGGAUGCACACGCUGAUUCGCACGCACACAAUGAAGUAGAGUGUUUUCCCCCUUCAACGCUGAAAGUUCUCCCGCAGCUGCUCGUAGGCGGCUAUACCACACCAGCGCAGGACCUGAGUAAAUUUCUCACGGCCUCUCCAAAUGUGCUGGUCGCGACACCAGGUCGACUUGUCGACAUCAUGACCUCAAGAGAUGUCCACUAUCCGAAAUCCUCGUUCGAAAUCCUCGUGCUUGACGAAGCUGACAGAUUGCUUGAUCAUGGGUUCAAGGACGAGCUCACUAAGAUUCUCAAUCUCCUACCAAAAGAGAGGAGGACAGGUCUCUUCAGUGCCAGUGUGAGCGAAGCAUUGGACCAAUUGAUUCGUGUUGGUCUGCGGAAUCCUGUAAAGGUUGAAGUCAAAGUAAAAGGGGCAAACGGAGUGGAAGACAAGCGGACGCCAGCGAGUUUGAAGAUGACAUAUGCGGUGACCAGAGCUUCUGAAAGAUUUCCCUUCUUGACAGCUCUGCUGAAACAGCUCGAUCCAAUGCCGCUUCGGACAAUCGUGUAUUUGUCCACCUGUGCCGCUGUGGACUACUUUCAGACCCUGCUACCAUCAAUUAUGCCCUCCGACGCCGUGCUUGUGCCUCUGCAUGGUAAGCAUCCAGCCAAUGUCCGGGAGAAGAACUUUAUGCGCUUCUCCAACUCAGUGUCUCCUUCUGUACUUUUGACUACCGAUGUUGCAGCAAGGGGGUUGGAUAUCCCUUCAGUGGACUUGGUGGUGCAGAUUGAUCCCCCGGCGGACCCGAAAGUAUUUUUGCAUCGAUGUGGGCGAGCAGGUCGCGCGGGUCGUAAAGGCCUUAGCGUCGUCUUCCUCCUCCCUCACGAGGAAGACUAUGUGGAAUUUCUGAAAGUGCGACAUACUCCCAUUGAGCCCUUGACCGAACCCGCUACUUCCGAGAUAAACGAGGACUAUCUUGCGACUGAAGAGAAGUUCCGCAAGAUUGUCCUCACAGAUCGGGCACUGCACGACAAGGGGCAGAGGGCAUUUGUCAGCUGGGUCAGAAGCUAUUCGAAGCACGAAGCAAAAUCUAUCUUCAACCUGAGUGGGGUUGACUGGCACGAUCACGCUGCUGCAUGGGGUUUAUUGAAGAUGCCAAAAAUUGCUGAGCUCAAGAAUACCAAGCUACAGCCGUACCAGGCGCAGGAUGUCGAUUGGAACAAAUAUGGGUACAAGGAUAAGCAGCGUGAAAAACAUCGAAAACAGAUGCUCGAGCUGGGUCUGAAAGAUGAGUCCAGGGGUCUCAAGGCGACUGCGUCCAAGAAGCGGAAGGGCACUACCGUGGCGUGGUCUGAAAAGCUCGAGCGCAAAGCCAACAAAGAAGUCAGGCGAUCUAAAAAGGAAGCGAAAAGACAGCACGACAGAAUCGCGAAGAUGACGGAAGACGAGAAGGCAUAUGAAGCUGAGACUGCGCGGAUGAUUCAGCAGAUUCAACGACAGCAAACCAAGGCGGGUAGUAACCAAGAGGACGUCUUCGAAGGCUUUGGAUGA
Messenger RNA from Cladophialophora psammophila CBS 110553, 1911 nucleotides. RefSeq lists its product as uncharacterized. Gene Ontology annotation, cellular component: nucleolus. The transcript has a single exon. Lineage: Eukaryota; Fungi; Ascomycota; Eurotiomycetes; Chaetothyriales; Herpotrichiellaceae. The record is from RefSeq and is a predicted model, not a curated record. Bases 1 to 1911 code for a protein of 636 amino acids. Gene Ontology annotation, molecular function: RNA helicase activity; nucleic acid binding; ATP binding.